Molecule: messenger RNA, 4000 nt
Organism: Chaetura pelagica (chimney swift)
Lineage: Eukaryota; Metazoa; Chordata; Aves; Apodiformes; Apodidae
Gene: NUP210
Product: nucleoporin 210kDa
Exons: 29
Cellular component (GO): nuclear pore
Source: RefSeq, a predicted model, not a curated record
UAUACUCAAGUUCUUAGAAUCCACUUAUAUUCCACCUUCCUAUAUAUUGGAGAUGGAAAAAGCUGCCAAGCAAGGAGACAUCAUUUUGGUGUCUGGAAUGAAAACGGGGAGUUGUAAAUUAAAAGCAAGAAUACAGGAAAGUGUCUAUAAGGAAGUACAACCUGCAGAAAUCAGAUUGCUUAUUUUGGAAAACAUCCUUUUCAGUCCAGCGUAUGACGUUUAUCUUCUGGUGGGAACAUCAAUUCAGUACAGAGUUCAGAAAAUAAGGCAAGGGAAGAUUACAGAAUUAACGAUGCCAUCUGAGCAGUACGAGCUGCAGCUACAGAACAACAUACCUGGUCCCAAGGCAGACCCAUCUUGGCCAGUUGCCAAGUUGGACCAGGCAACACUGGUGGUUACUGCAUUGUAUCAGGGACAAACCAACCUCGUCCUUAGGCACAAGAGUAUUCGCAUGCAGGGGGUUUCCAGGCUACCCAACAGCACCAUCUAUGUUGUAAAUCCUGAGUAUCUAGGAUUUACAGUUCAUCCAGGUGACAGAUGGGUCCUAGAAACAGGCAGACUUUAUGAAAUCACAAUUGAAGUGUAUGAUAAAUCAAGCAAUAAGGUGUAUUUAUCUGAUAGUAUCAGAAUUAAUACAAAGCUGUCCAAAGAAUAUUUUGAGGUGCUGAAGUCGUCUCUGAAUGGGUCGUAUCAUUAUGUGAAAGCAAUAAAGAAGGGUCAGACUGUUAUUGAUGCUGCACUGACAUCAGUAAUAGAUCAGGAUGGAGGGGUCCAUAUGUUAGCAGUUCCUGUACGAAAGCAGCAAGAUGUAGAAAUAUAUCUUCCCAUAGUUCUUACUCCCAGUAUUUUGACGUUUCCUUGGCAGCCAAAAGCAGGAGUCAACCAGCACCUCAUCCAGGCUCAAGGUGGAAGUGGAAAAUUCAGCUGGUUCUCUUCUAACCAGGCAGUUGCAACAGUGACAGCCAAAGGAGUAAUGGCAACUGGAAGUGACAUUGGCAUCAGUGUUAUUCGGGCAACUGAUGUUCAGAAUCCAUUGCAUUAUGGAGAAAUGAAGGUGUAUGUAGCUGAACCUAGUGGGAUGGAGUUCACACCAUGUCACGUUGAAGCACGUGUUGGCCAAAUAUUGGAGCUUCCCCUGAGGAUUCAUGGCCUCACAAAUGUUGAGACGGGCGAGAUGGCCCCACUGAGCGACUGCUCACACUUUGAUCUUGUUGUGGAAGUAGAAAACCAUAGUGUGUUUGUACCACUUCAAGGAAUGCUUAAGCCAACUGCUGAGUUUUGUAGUGGGGUCAGAGUGAAAGCAGAAACUCAAGGACACACAACACUUUUUGUUAGUUACACCCAUGGUCAUGUCCACCUCAGUGCUAGCAUCACCAUUGCUGCUUAUCCACCAUUAAAAACUGUUGAUCCUCCAUCUGCUGCUCUAGUGACUUUGGGUUCCUCCAGAGAUCUGUUGUUUGAAGGAGGACCUAGGCCAUGGGUACUAGAACCUUCCAAGUUCUUCAGGAACAUCACUGCUGAGGAUGCAGAAAGCAUUGGUCUGAUUUUAUUUGGACCUCCUACAUUACAAGAUCACACCCAGCACUGGGUCAGAGUAUCUUGCAAAAGCCUGGGAGAACAAGUUCUUACCCUAACAGUUGGAAACAACCCCACGACCACCAACCCUUUCCCAGCAGUUGAGCCUGCUGUUGUGGAGUUCAUCUGUGCUGUCCCUUCACAACUCACUUUGACUCCUGUUUGUGGAAGUCCUCAGUUUGAUCUCUCCUGCCCUUGGCUGAAGCAAAACAAACAAGUGAUUCCUGUUUCAAAUUAUCACAAUCCAGUAUUGGAGUUGGCUGCAUAUGACCAAGAGGGCAGUAAAUUUGAUAACUUCAGUUCUCUUACUGUUAUCUGGGAAUCAACAAAUAUAUCCUUAGCUAAUGUUGUGCCUGGUAUGCCAAUGAAGCUGACUCUGAAGGAAGAUGAAAUUGGUCAAAAGAAAAUGCACGGCUUGCAAACUGUUCAAGUUCACAAUGAGUCUGGAACAGCUGCCAUCUCUGCAACUGCAGCAGGAUACCAGCAAUCCCAUCUCAAGGCAGCUAAAGUUAAAACACCGUAUGAACCUCUUCUCCCAGUGUCUGCUACUAUUGAGCUCAUGCUAGUGGAAGAUAUAAAAGUGGACCCUACUGAUGUCUCCAUUUACAAUCACCCUGACAUACAGGCAGAACUUUUCAUCAAAGGAGGUUCUGGAUAUUUUUUCAUUAAUACCAGCAUUGCAAGUGUUAUAAGAGUAUCUUAUGAAGAAACUGAAGAUACUGCUUUGGUGCAUCCUCUCCUUCCAGGAUCAGUGACUGUAAUGAUUCAUGACCUGUGUUUGGCUUUCCCUGCACCAGCUAAAGCUGAAAUUCAUGUGUCUGAUAUACAGGAACUGUAUGUCCGUGUUGUUGACAAGGUGGAGAUUGGAAAAACAGUUAAAGCUUAUGUCAGAGUUCUGGAUGGCUCGAAGAAACCUUUCCUGGCAAAAUACUUUGACAUCAUGGAUCUAAAACUAUGGGCAGCACCUCAGAUUGUCUCACUUGUCCCACUCGGGGAAGCUCUGGAUGGCCACACUGCUGCUUUCCUGGUGCAGGGGAGGGCCCUGGGUCAGACCAGUCUUACAGCGACCAUUGCUGACAGAAGAGGACAGAGAAUAAACUCUGCUCCACAACAGAUUGAAGUAUUUCCCCCAUUUAAACUACUGCCAAGGAAAGUAACCCUAAUUACUGGGGCUGUGAUUCAGAUCACUUCAGAAGGAGGCCCUCAGCCUCGAUCCACCAUCACUUUCUCCAUCAGCAAUGAGAAGAUUGCAGCAGUGAACAGCACUGGGCUUGUCAGAGGACUGGCAGUUGGGAAUGGGAUGGUAACAGGAUCAGUGCAAGCUGUUGAUGCAGAGACAGGGGAGCUUGUCGUGGUGUCUCAGGACAAAGUGGAAGUUGAAGUAGUACAGCUGACAGCUGUUAGAAUUCAUGCACCAAUUACACGAAUGAAAAUGGGUACACAGAUGCCUGUUUAUGUGAUGGGCAUCACCAGCAGUCAGACUCCUUUCUCGUUCGGCAACGCAGCACCAGGAUUAACGUUCCAGUGGUCUGUCACAAAGAAGGAAACUCUGGAAAUCAAGUCAAGACACAGUGAGGCUUCUUUUCAGCUUCCUGCAAAACAUAACUUUGCAGUGAAUGUUUAUGGCAGAGUAAAGGGAAUAACAGGCCUGAAAGUUGUUGUGAAGGUCCUUGAUCCUGCGGCCAACCAGUUUUACAGCAUGGCAAGAGAACUGUCUGAUAAAAUCCAAAUUCAGGUGUUUGAAAAAUUUGGUUUAGUCACUCCAGAAGUAGAAGGAGAAGCAGAGCAGAUCUUAAUGUCACCAAAUUCCUUUCUUAAACUUCAGACAAACAGGGACCGAGAGGCUUCACUGAGUUACCGUGUUGUGGAUGGGCCAGAUGAAGUUCCUGUUGUAAAAAUUGAUGAGAGAGGUUUCCUCACCUCUGGGUCCUUAAUAGGGUCGUCAGCAAUUGAACUGGUCGCACAAGAAUCAUUUGGGAUCAAUCAGACCAUUGUACUGGCUGUUAAGGUCUGCCCCAUCUCAUACCUCAGAAUAUCCAUGGAUCCUAUUCUGCACAUGCAAAACAAGGAGGCAUUACAGGCUCUUCCUCUGGGUGUGACAGUGACAUUUACAGUUCAUUUCCAUGAUGACUCUGGAGAUGUUUUUCAUGCACACAAUUCUCUGCUCAACUUUGCAACAAACAGAGAUGACUGUGUACAGAUCAGGAAAGGAGCCACAAACAACACACUUGUCAUGCGGACUGUGAAUGAAGGUUUGACCUUGCUUAAAGUCUGGGAUGCAGAGCACAGUGGAACUGCAGAUUAUGUCCCACUUCCUGUGCAAGAUGCCACAUCUCCUGAAGUCAUGGAUGUGCUGGUCAGUGAUGUCCCCUGUUUGAGUGCUUCACUGAUAAACCAGGAAGGAGAUCUCAAUGCAUGUCUUUAG